AUCAAAUCUACGGGUUUGUGCGCAUGCGAACCCUUUAUGGUGUGCUGUCAUGGCGGAGAAGAGGGCUGAGUCGGGGCAACCCCUUUUGUUUUUACUAAUUUCAGUGACUCUACUGCAUUUGUUUAUUUGUCCUUUUACAAAAGUAGAGGAGAGUUUCAACUUACAGGCAGUGCAUGACAUUCUUUAUCACAGACUUGAUUUUGAAAAGUAUGACCACCAUGAAUUCCCUGGUGUGGUGCCACGAACAUUCCUUGGACCUUUGUUUCUAUCUGUGGUCUCCUCUCCAAUGGUCUAUCUGUUGUCACUACUGGAGGCUUCGAAAUUCUUCACACAGCUGAUGGUCCGAAGUUGCCUUGGAGUGUGUGUCAUGCUAGCUCUAUGGUCCAUGCAGAGGGAGAUUCGGAGACAGUUCGGGUCAACUGUGGCAGGACUGUUCUGUCUCACCUGUGCCUCACAAUUCCAUCUAAUGUUCUACAGCACAAGACCUCUCCCCAACGUAUUUGCAUUGCCUAUAGUCCUGUUGGCAUUUGCUGCUUGGAUGGGUCAGAGGUACAGGUCCUUUGUUUGCCUUUCUGCUGUAGUCAUUAUUGUGUUCAGGUCAGAACUUUGUCUUUAUAUGGGUCUCAUGUUGCUCAUGUCAGUACUGAGCAGGAGGCUGGAGAUCCGACAGCUGCUUUUUUACGCCAUUCCUGCUGGAGCUCUGUCACUAGCAUUAACUAUAGGCAUUGACUCAUUCUUCUGGAAUAAGCUGCUUUGGCCCGAAGGCCAGGUACUGUGGUACAACACCAUCUUGAACAAGAGCUCCAACUGGGGAACCUCCCCCUUUCUGUGGUAUUUCUAUUCUGCUCUGCCUCGUGCGCUAGGCAGCACAAUAUUGUUUGUCCCCCUAGGCCUACUGGACCGACGGUCACAAGCCUUACUGCUCCCUACUGUAGGAUUUAUUCUUCUGUACUCCUUCCUGCCCCAUAAGGAGCUGCGCUUUAUCCUCUACACCUUCCCUGUGUUGAAUAUAGUUGCUGCACGGGGCUGCUCAUUCAUUCUGAACAACUACCACAAAUCUUGGAUGUAUAAACUUGGCUCCGUGAUCGUGGUUUGCCAGUUAUUGACAAAUUGUGCCUACUCCAGCAUAUCUCUGUAUGUGUCCCAUCACAACUACCCUGGAGGAAGGGGGAUACAGGAACUACACAAACUAGUACCAUCUACAUCAGAUGUCUCUGUUCAUAUUGAUGUAUUGGCUGCCCAAACUGGAGUGUCACGAUUUUUAGAACUGAACAGAAACUGGAGAUAUGACAAGAGUGAACAUGUUGGCCCUGGUCACCCGGAUAUGAAGACAUACUCCCAUGUUUUGAUGGAGGCUAAUAGCACCCAGGUAGCACUACUCAAAGCCUCCCACAAGCCUUUGGCCUUCAUCCAAGGUUACAGCAACAUGGCACUGAAUGCCUUUCAGUUUCCUUUCUUAAGUAUAAAGCUGGAAAACAAACUGGUGUUGCUAGAAAAAGUCACUGACCGCAAGCAUCCCAGUUGAGCAAAGGACUGUUAUUUGAGUAUUUUCUUUCAAUGACCAAAAUGUAAAUAACUGAGUUGCUGUGUUUAUUGAGUGUUGUGUUAUUUUUAAUGUUGUGAUAUGUUGGUGCAUUGAAGCCAGGUAAUGUCAAGAUACAUUGAUAGUAUCACCUGUUUUUAUGUCAAUGCCACACUGUACGUACAAUUAUUAAAAAUUUUACUAUA
Esox lucius (northern pike) is the source of this 1728-nucleotide messenger RNA. It is a transcript of the gene alg12, whose product is annotated as ALG12 alpha-1,6-mannosyltransferase. Gene Ontology annotation, biological process: protein N-linked glycosylation. Bases 50 to 1525 code for a protein of 491 amino acids. Gene Ontology annotation, molecular function: alpha-1,6-mannosyltransferase activity. Lineage: Eukaryota; Metazoa; Chordata; Actinopteri; Esociformes; Esocidae. The transcript is spliced from 9 exons. The record is from RefSeq and is a predicted model, not a curated record. Gene Ontology annotation, cellular component: endoplasmic reticulum membrane.